Paramisgurnus dabryanus is the source of this 938-nucleotide messenger RNA. It is a transcript of the gene ubtd1a, whose product is annotated as ubiquitin domain containing 1a. The record is from RefSeq and is a predicted model, not a curated record. Lineage: Eukaryota; Metazoa; Chordata; Actinopteri; Cypriniformes; Cobitidae. Gene Ontology annotation, molecular function: protein binding.
AUCUACGGUACUUAUGUACAGUAUGGUACUUUGUCUACUUGUUAUUAUUUGUUUACAAAACAGGUGAUAUGCGUACAAGAAAACUGGAUAAAGCGACUAGCCAAAAGUGUCACGUUUUGUGGCACCAUGCACAUGGAGUUGAUCAGCUCUCACAUUUCUGCAUGAAUUCAUAAAAGAAGCUGUUUAGUAACUUUCUACAUAUUGAAGGAAUAACCGACUGAUCUGACCAUGGGAGUGGCAAACUCGAGAGACUAUCAACGCACAAUUUCUGUUGUGCUGGAAAGGCGCAAUGAGCCUCUAAUGAAAGACAAACCUAAAUGGAAAAGUGACUAUCCAAUGGCAGACAGUCAGCUAUGCAGUAAAAGAGAUGAAUUCUGGGACACGGCCCCAGCCUUUGAUGGCCGUAAAGAGAUCUGGGAUGCACUGAAAGCUGCAGCUGUAGCGUUGGAGUGUAAUGACCAUGAGCUAGCACAGGCUAUUAUAGAUGGAGCCAACAUCACACUGCCUCAUGGAUCCCUGAUGGAGUGCUAUGAUGAACUGGGAAACCGGUAUCAGCUUCCUGCAUACUGCUUGGCUCCACCAGUCAACCUCAUCUCUGAGUGCAAUGAUCAUAAUGUGUCUGAACACACUGAGCUACAGGAGAAGAAGGAAACCGAGUUCGAGCUGAAGGUUCGUCUCUCCACCGGCAAAGACAUUCGUCUUGGUGCCAGCAUGGCCAACUCCAUCCGGCAGCUAAAGAAACAACUUGAGGUUCAAGAAGAUAUUGAUGCCACCUGUCAGCGGUGUUUUUUCUCCGGCAAGCUGCUGACAGAUAAAACACUUUUGCAGGAUACCAAGAUUCAGAAAGACUUUGUAAUACAGGUCAUUAUCAAUCAGCCCAUUUUUCCCAACUAAGCUUACAAAAAUGUGAACCAGGAGACAAUAAACUGACAUUGAUU